AUGAAAAUGGUCGAGACAAUUCAGCAUUUGUUGGCGCGGCUGAACAUCGAAUUUUACGAUGAUCCUGGUGUUCUGAAAUGGCAGCUACUGAUGAACUUGUUUUCUGAUGCGUGCAAUUUGAUAUCACGUAUUGCGAUAGAGAAAUUCGUCUCGAUACCAAAACUCAAGUAUCCAAUUCUUUAUAGCUUCUGUGCGAAUGUACUACAAACAACGAACAACAUACUACCGACUUUGGUUAUUUUUAUUUUAUAUAUGUUUACUGCUUUGAGAUUUUUUUGUCUGUUAAACCUUCUGGAGCGUGGAACUUUUUAG
Gongylonema pulchrum is the source of this 312-nucleotide messenger RNA. Lineage: Eukaryota; Metazoa; Nematoda; Chromadorea; Rhabditida; Gongylonematidae. The record is from the annotation of a GenBank genome assembly.